UGGGCGGGGCCGAUGGGUGAGCUGACGUUUUCCGGUCGCCGCUGUGUUUCGGAAAGGAGCGCGGGAACUGCACCGCUGGAGGUUCCUGGUUCAGAAACGAUGACAGACGUUCUGGAUCUCCAAGGACAGGAUUCUGAUGAGGGUAGCGAGGAGGUAGUCCUAACUCCUGCAGAGCUCAUUGAAAGGCUGGAGCAGGCAUGGAUGAAUGAAAAGUUUGCCCCUGAGCUACUGGAAAGCAAGUCUGAAAUUGUCGAGUGUGUCAUGGAACAGCUAGAGCACAUGGAAGAAAAUCUCAGAAGAGCCAAAAAGGGGGAUCUGAAGGUCAGCAUCCAUCGGAUGGAGAUGGAGAGGAUCCGCUAUGUCCUGAGCAGCUACUUGCGGUGUCGACUCAUGAAGAUAGAGAAAUUUUUCCCUCACAUCCUAGAAAAGGAGAAAACACGCCCAGAGGAGGAGCCUUCCAGUCUUUCUCCAGAGGAGUUUGUCUUUGCCAAAGAGUAUAUGGAUCACACAGAGACCCAUUUUAAAAACGUUGCCUUAAAGCACAUGCCUCCCAACCUGCAGAAAGUGGACCUCUUGAAGGCAGUUCCCAGACCAGACCUAGAUUCAUAUGUGUUUCUGAGAGUGAAAGAACGUCAGGAAAACAUCCUAGUAGAACCGGAAGCGGAUGAGCAGAGAGACUAUGUUAUUGACUUGGAGGAGGGCUCACAGCACUUGAUCCGAUAUAAAACCAUUGCACCUCUUGUUGCUUCUGGAGCAGUUCAGUUAAUAUAAAUCAAGCCUGAGGAUGUGGAAUCAGAGACUGUCAGAAACUCCAUCUCCUUUUGUGCCUAAGGAUAAUGAAGCCGUGCUCCAUAUAGUAG
Molecule: messenger RNA, 860 nt
Organism: Acomys russatus (golden spiny mouse)
Lineage: Eukaryota; Metazoa; Chordata; Mammalia; Rodentia; Muridae
Gene: Gins4
Product: GINS complex subunit 4
Exons: 8
Coding region: 13-771 (252 amino acids)
Biological process (GO): double-strand break repair via break-induced replication; DNA-templated DNA replication
Cellular component (GO): GINS complex
Source: RefSeq, a predicted model, not a curated record